Messenger RNA from Necator americanus (New World hookworm), 804 nucleotides. RefSeq lists its product as uncharacterized. NCBI's taxonomy places the organism in Eukaryota, Metazoa, Nematoda, Chromadorea, Rhabditida, Ancylostomatidae. The transcript is spliced from 3 exons. The record is from RefSeq and is a predicted model, not a curated record. The coding region runs from base 1 to 804 and encodes 267 amino acids.
AUGUUCGUGUCCGACGAAGAGGUGGGUCACACUUUCGCCUAUUGGUACAAGAGGUACGGACCGGUCAUCAAGGAUUCGGUCUUGCUGGAUAGCAAGAAGCGCGAUUUGAUCCUCACGCUGGACGAGGAUGCAUAUCGCAAAUAUGCUGAUGACAUACUACCGAAACAACCGCACGAGAUCGAUUUUGAGACGACGGUCGCAAAUCUGGAGAAGCUUUUCACGUCAAAGAAGGCGCUGAUUCGACAACGAGACGGGACAACAGGGAAGAACAUCCUAGGUAAUGGAACUUGUAACGUCACCGAAGGCACGAAUCUGCUAGGACUGGAGUGGUGUAUUCAACUUCCAGCGUACAAGGAGUUGAAAGACAAAUACCACUGCCGAAUGGUGACUAAAGAAGAAGCAAACCGAGAGGAAAUCAUCGCAGACUUGAAGAAGCAAUACGCAGAAGUGUUCAAGUGCGGACUUGGCAGAUGCGUCAAGACUAAGGCGAAGUUGUUGUUGAAGGACAACGCAAAGAAAAAUGAGCAAAUCCGCUUGUGCGGAGACUUCUCGACAGGACUGAACAAUGCGCUGCAGUUGCACCAGCACCCGUUGCCCACCGCGGAGGACGUGCUUACGAAGUUGAAUGGAGGACAACUUUUCACGCAAAUCGACUUCGCAGAAGCAUAUCUGCAGGUGGAAGUUGAAGAAGAAUCGAAGGAAAUGCUGACGAUUAAUACGCCCAGAGGACUGUACCGCUACAAUCGUCUACCCUUCGGCGUGAAGUCAGCACCUGGCGUAUUCCAGCAGAUCAUGGAUCAAUGA